Molecule: messenger RNA, 1008 nt
Organism: Miscanthus lutarioriparius
Lineage: Eukaryota; Viridiplantae; Streptophyta; Magnoliopsida; Poales; Poaceae
Source: the annotation of a GenBank genome assembly
AUGGCGGUCAGCGCGCCGCGGACCCCGACCGGGAGGGCACCGGAUGAGGAGGAAGCGGACGACGGGGGAGAAAAGGAGCAGGGACAGAUGCAGCAGGACCAGGACCAGGACCAGGUACAUCAGGAGGAACAGGGGAAUGGGGAGGCGGAGCAACAGCAACAGGAGCAGCAGCAGGAGGAAGAGGAGGAGCAGGAGGAGGGGGCGGUGGAGGACGCGGUGAUGGAAGAUGCGGGGGAGGUAGUUGUUGAAGGGGAUGGUAAUGGCGAUGCGGAAGAAGGUCAGGGUGAAAGUGAAGGUGUUGACCCAAUCCAGGAGGAGGUGAGUUAUCCUGAUGGAAUUGACGAGAAUAAGAGAAAGCUUAAUGAAAAGCUGGAUGUCCUAAAUAAAAAGAAGCAUGGUCUUGUGCAGAUGCUGAAGCAGAUCUUAGAUGCUGAAGAAGAAAUCCGAAGGCGUAGCAUGCAGGCUUCAUUGCGUGCUGCGAUGCCUCAGCCAUCAGAAAAUGCAACAGAUGGAAGUUCUGUUUCUAGAUUGGCCCCUAGAAUGACUGUUGAUGUCAAUUUUGGUGAUGUUGCUGGCGAUUCAGAUGCUGGUUCCAACCAGGGCACUCCUGGACGCCCCUUGCAUCACUUCCACAGUAUCUCUCCUUCAACAGCCUCUUUUGCGAGGUCACCGUUUGGUUCUCUACAGGGCCACACUCCAAGGAGUCCGACAACAUUCUCUACGGCAAGUCCAUCACGCUUCGCCACAAAUAUACACCAAGGACAACCUCCUGCUCUUUAUUCAGCAUCAUUGCCAGGAAGUGCUAGGGCGCCAGAUCUUCUGGACAAUGUUCUAGGUAAAUGUAUUAUUACUAGGUUCGAAGUGUCAAUUUACUGCGCAGUUCCCCAAGUAUUUGUAUCAUGGCUUGCGCUGAAAUCAAGGCUUGUCAAAUUGAGUUACGUUGCAGUAACCAAGACGUCGAAGGCAGGGGACUACAGGAAGUUGCAAGAAAAAGGAUUAGCAGAGUAA